AUGGGCUGGUUAAGUCUACGAAGCCGACUCAACGGCUCUAGUCCACAUGUCACAAGCUUCAAACCCUCCACUGAACACGUUGAACAAAUCAAACACGCCGAACACUUCGAGCACGCUGAACACGUCGAAGAAAUUCACCUCGAAUAUCCAAUUCAGGACUCCUCUAUCCCCGACAGUGAUUUACCCUAUAUUCCGGCCGCGGUGGUCCGAGACCAAAAGUCAAGCCUCUUGCAAGGCCAGGGUCGUGUUUGGAUUGUUGUGGAUACUGUUAUCUAUGACUGUACCCAGUUCAUCGACGAGCAUCCAGGGGGAGAAACGGUCAUCCGGAGUUUUGUCGGGGAAGAUUGCUCCUGGCAAUUUUGGCGCUUUCAUGACAAGGCGAUUAUGGAACAGUGGGGGCGACCACUGCGUGUUGGUCGAACAGAAGGGAUCAGGAAUCGCUUCAAAGAGAUGCCGAAGUACUUUGGACCCUCAAGGAGCCGAUAA
Messenger RNA from Penicillium odoratum, 486 nucleotides. RefSeq names its product cytochrome b5-like heme/steroid binding domain-containing protein. Gene Ontology annotation, cellular component: membrane; intracellular membrane-bounded organelle. Gene Ontology annotation, molecular function: heme binding. The record is from RefSeq and is a predicted model, not a curated record. Bases 1 to 486 code for a protein of 161 amino acids. The transcript has a single exon. NCBI's taxonomy places the organism in Eukaryota, Fungi, Ascomycota, Eurotiomycetes, Eurotiales, Aspergillaceae.